Acanthosepion pharaonis is the source of this 1179-nucleotide messenger RNA. The record is from the annotation of a GenBank genome assembly. NCBI's taxonomy places the organism in Eukaryota, Metazoa, Mollusca, Cephalopoda, Sepiida, Sepiidae.
AUGGAUAAUCCAGAGCUUACGGCCUACAUGUUCUAUACAUUACUCUAUGCUUUCUUCAGUGUGUGUGUCGUAGCCCCACCCAGUGAAUUGGUGUCAGCGGGUCUCACGGUGCAAAACCUUUUCUCUUCUUAUUUGGGUAGCCAGGAGCUUCAUUUUAUUCUUUAUCAUAUGCGAAGAACAUCGGUUACAUUAGUUGUGCAUUCACUCAUACCUUUGGGUUAUUACAUUGGUUUUGGGUGCUGCCUUCAGGAAAACCAUCUUUUUGAAUGGGAAUAUCUACAGACUGAAUGGAAAAUCUAUCUCUCUCUUGCUUUUCUUUGUCCAAUCACAACUAUCACCAUCUUCUACUGCUGGUCUCUGAACAAUUGGGAACAACACCCCAUUGCUAAACAUCUCAGCUAUAUUGCAUCCGAAGGUACUACUUGGCGUGAUGUAGCAGAUUCCAUCAAUCAAGAAUUCCGUCGGGUUGACAAGUUCACGUCUGGUCCUCAUAGUCGACAAGUAAUCAUCACUGAUUCUUGGGUGAUGAAGACAUCCACUUAUCACGUCUAUGUGGCUCACCAGAAUGAUAUUGACCUCACCCUCUCUGGUACAGAGGAACACGAUUUGUCCUAUGAAACUUCUAUAUCAGCAGUUCAAUACCUAAACAUUACAGUCACUCCAAUCAAUCCAGCUAUUAAACCGUUCAUCAUUAGGUUGAACUCAGUGGAAUACGGAGAGUUGCGGGAGAAACUGACUGGCCCAAUCCAAAAUGUGCGCAAUGUUGUCAUUCGUCUCUCUCUAAGUGAUCAAUUCUUAGUAGCCUUCAGAGAAGAAGUAAAAAAGAAUUUACCAUUUAUUUUGCCUCCAGGAAUGGAAGUGGAUACGUGUGUGGGCUGUAUGCAAAAACAAGCUGAUGUCAAAUUGCAAAAGUUGUGUGCUGAUGUGCAAGAUGAACAAUGCAGUCAAUGCUACUGUCGGCCAAUGUGGUGCCUUGAUUGUAUGGGCAAAUGGUUUGCCAGCCGCCAAGAUCAGCAGACCCCUCAACUAUGCUCACUGGCAAUUUUAUUAGAAGUGCAGGUCUCUCUCUCUCUCUCUCUCUCUCUCUCAAUAGCAAUGCAGGGAGCAUCAGGAGAGAAGGGCAUCCAUUCUCUGGCAAACUGUGAUCUUAAUUCAAUCAGGGCCACAGACAAAAUCUGA